GCGUGCGUUUCGGUGGGGAGGGGGGAAGGGAGUGGGUUUAGAAACCGCGCGCGUUGGUGGGUCGGUGGAGUGCCCGGGCCACCUGAGGCACGUGGCUUUCUUGAGGUUCAGGCAGCUGAGUGUGCUGUCUGCGGUCCGCCCCCUCGGGCAGAGGAAAACAGAGGAGAGGUUCUUUGGGGGACAGAGCUGGAGUUCGUAAAGAGGAAGGGAGCAACCGGGGGCUUUAAAGCUCCUGACGGCAGGCCUGCGGCCGGGAAUCGUGGAGCAACUGAGAGGGGAGGGUCCCGGCAGCCAGAGUGCGCCCCCUAGGAUCAGGGCUGGUGCCGAGGAGGGAGGGCCUGAGCCACCCGCGGGAUGUUCGGGGCCCGGCGCCUGCUCCGAGUCCUGCGCUCCUGUUCCUGUUCCUCUGCCCCCUGCCCGAGACCCAAGCCUGCAGCCAAACUGAGCGUGCGGGAAGCUCUCAGGGCCCAGAACUCGAAUGGGGAGCGCGUUAAGGUUCAGGGAUGGAUUCGUUCAGUCCGAUCCCAGAAGGAAGUCUUGUUCCUGCAUGUAAAUGAUGGGUCCUCUUUGGAAAGCCUUCAGGUUGUAGCAGAUUCAAACUUUGACAGUAGAGAACUGGCUUUUGGGAGCUCCGUGGAAGUUUAUGGAAAGUUGGUAAAAAGUCCAGCCAAAAGACAAAAUGUGGAGCUGAAAGCAGAAAAGAUUGAAGUUGUUGGCAAUUGUGACCUCAAGGAUUUCCCUUUUAAAUAUAAAGAGAGGCCUCCUCUGGAGUAUCUAAGACAAUUUCCUCACCUUAGGUGUAGGACUAAUGCCUUGGGUUCUAUACUGAGGGUUCGCAGUGAAGCCACAGCUGCUAUUCAUUCUUUCUUUAAGGACAGUGGCUUUGUGCAUAUUCAUACUCCAAUAAUCACAUCCAAUGACUGUGAGGGCGCUGGAGAACUUUUCCAAGUUGAACCUUCAAGCAAAAUAAAGGUACCUGAAGAGAAUUUCUUCGAUGUUCCUGCUUUCUUAACUGUCUCAGGACAACUUCACCUAGAAGUGAUGUCAGGAGCUUUUACUCAAGUGUUUACCUUUGGCCCAACAUUCCGAGCAGAGAAUUCUCAGAGCCGGAGACACCUGGCCGAGUUCUAUAUGGUAGAAGCAGAGAUUUCUUUCAUUGAGAGCCUUCAAGAUCUUAUGCAGGUUAUGGAGGGGCUCUUCAAGUCUGCAACAAUGAUGGUUCUCUCAAAUUGUCCUGAAGAUGUUGAGCUCUGUCACAAAUUCAUGGCUCCUGGCCAAAAGGACAGAUUAGAACAUAUGCUGAAAAAUAACUUUUUAAUCAUUUCUUACACCGAAGCAGUGGAGAUCUUAAAGCAGGCGUCCCAGAACUUCACCUUCACCCCAGAGUGGGGUGUCGAUCUACACACUGAACAUGAAAAGUACCUGGUGAAGCACUGUGGCAACGUACCAGUCUUUGUCAUUAAUUAUCCAUUAGCACUCAAGCCGUUCUACAUGAGGGAUAAUGAAGAUGGGCCUCAGCACACAGUUGCAGCUGUUGAUCUUCUGGUUCCUGGAGUUGGAGAGCUCUUUGGAGGAAGCCUCAGAGAGGAACGGUACCAUUUCUUAGAGCAGCGACUGGCCAGCUCAGGACUGACGGAAGCCUACCAAUGGUAUCUGGACCUCCGUCGAUUUGGAUCUGUGCCACAUGGAGGUUUUGGGAUGGGAUUUGAACGCUAUCUGCAGUGCAUCUUGGGAAUUGACAAUAUCAAAGACGUCAUCCCUUUUCCAAGAUUUACUCAUUCAUGUCUUUUAUAAAUGGAAGACUGGUUGAGGGAAACUGCCCAAGCCACAGGUACUAUACUUGAAUGUGCAUAUAGCAGAAUGCAGUUUGGAUUUUAGAAAUACAGAAGUUUUCAAAAUGUACUUGUCAUACCAUAGCAUAUAACAUAUAAAGAAUAAAAGUGAUCAUGAUUUUCUUAUAAAGUACAGGGCAUUUCAUGGAAAGAUGAAUUCUCUCAAGAAGACAUACUUAUAGCAGGUAGAAUCUCAAAUCCAUUAUAUCAGUUAAUAAGAAAUGAAGGUAUUGAACAAGAUGGUUUCAAAGUUCCUUUCAGACUUUAAGAGAGGAUGAGAUUGUGUAUUUUACUUUGUCUUUAAUGAUUAGAUCACUACCUUGUGCGACCUUUGAGAAACAUUUAGUAGCUAAAAAUAAAAUGUUGGAUCUUUUCUAGCUUGCCAUUUAACCUAUGACAAAUGCCCAUCUUAUUCUCUGUAACAUUAUUCUCCAUUUAAUGCUACUAAACAUUAUAGAAGAAAAUAUUCCUUCUUUGGGUCUUGAGUUAAUAAAUUUGCUAUUCUAAGUUGAAGUCUUCUUUCAUCAGAUUGGAUGAAAAAAUCACACAUUUAAUAACUGUUGAUCCUCAAUAAAAUGGGUAUGGAAGGAAAGUACCUCAACAUAAUAAAGGCCAGAUACGACAAACCCUGAGCUAAUAUAUACUUAGCAAUUGAAAACUGAAAGCUUUUCCUCUAAUGAACCACUGUUAUUCAACACAGUACUGGAAGUCCUAGCCACAGCAGUCAAAAGGAAAGACAUAAGUAUUCAAAUAACAAAUGAAGAAGUAAAACUAUCACUGUUUGCAGAUGACAUGGCUCUAUAUAUCAAAAACCCUAAAGACUCCACCAAAAGAGUCUUCUAAAUGACAAAUACUGUAAAGUUGCAGGAUACGAAAUCAAUGUACAAAAAUCCAUUCCUUUCCUGUAUGAGGUCUGUCCAGAAAAAGUCCAGCCAUUGUUAAUGUAAGGAGAACGGUUAGCACAACAUCAAUGUAACCUGGCAGCCAAGGAGAGUGGACUGGAAUGCACAUGUGUAAACAAUAACAACUUCACUGUACUAGUCAGUGGGAGCAGUAGACCCCAUUGUGUGAGCACUGUGCACUCACUGUGCACUGUGAGUGGCUAUCACGUUCAAAAUGAGUGAGUAGAGCAACGAAUCUGCACCAAAUUUUGCAUGAAGCUUGAACAUUUCUCCAUGGAAACUAUUCAGAUGAUUCAGAAGGCUGCAGCUGUAGGCAACUGGUGACUGGCACCUUCAUGCAUCACGUCUAAUGCAGAGUUUUUUGGCAAAACAUCAAACCACCCAGGUGACACACCUCCCCUACAGCCAAGAUUUGGAACCCUGCAAUAUCUGGCUUUUCCCCAAACUAAAAUCACCUUUGAAAGGGAAGAGAUUUCAGACCAUUGAUGAGGUUCAGGAAAAUACAAUGGAGCAGCUGGUGGCAAUUGGAGAACUGUGUGAGGUCCCAAGGUGCCUACUUUGAAGGAGUCUGAGGUGUUAUUGUCCUGUGUACAAUGUUUCUUAUAACUUCUUCAAUAAAUGUCUGUAGUUUUCAUAUUACAUGGCUGGAUACUUUUUGCACAGACCUCAUAUACUAACAAUGAAAUAUCAGAAAAAGAAAUAAAGAAGACAAUCCCAUUUAUGAUUGCAACAAAGAGGAUAAAAAAUACCUAGCAGUAAACUUAACAAAGUGAAGGACUUAUAUACUGAAAACUACAAGACGUUGUUGAAAGAAAUUGAAGAAGACACAAAGAAGCGGAAAGUGUGUUCAUGAAUUGGAAGAAUUAACAUAGUUAAAAUGGCCAUAUUACCUAAAGCAAUAUACACAUUUAAUGGAAUCCCUGUAAAAAUCCCGAUGGUGUUUUUCAAAGAAAUAAAGAUUUCUCAAAUUUAUGUGGACCACUUCAAAGUCCCCCAAGUAGUCAAAGCAAUCCUGAAAAAAAUGAGAAAAGCCAGAGGUAUCACACCCCUGAUUUUAAGUUAUAGUACAAAGUUAAAAUGUUCAAAAUAAUAUGGUAUUGGCAGAAAAAUAGACAUACAGACCAAUGGAACAGAAUUGAGAGCCCAGAAAUAAACCCACACAUAUGUGGGCAAUUUUCAACAGAGGGUCUAAAAACACAGUAGAGAAAGGCAUGCCUCUCCAACAAGUGGUGCUGGGAAAAUCGGAAAGCCACAUGCAUAAGGAUGAAAUGACACUGCUGUCUGACACUACACAAAAAUUAAUCCAAAAUGGAUUAAAGACUUGAAUAUAAGAUCUAAAACAAUAAAAUACAAAGAAAACAUAGGUGCUAAACUUACGGACCUUGGUCUCAGAGGGAUUUUUGUGAACUUGACUCCAAAGGCGAGGGAAGUAAAAGCAAAAAUAUAUGAAUGGGCCUACAUCAAACUAAAAAGUUUCUGCAUAGCAAAAGGAACCAUCAACAAAACAAAAAAGCAGCCAACCCAAUGGGAGAAUAUAGGUGCAAAUGCUAUCUCUGAUAAGGGACUAAUAUCCAAAAUGUAUUUUAAAAAAACUUAUA
Molecule: messenger RNA, 4332 nt
Organism: Phyllostomus discolor (pale spear-nosed bat)
Lineage: Eukaryota; Metazoa; Chordata; Mammalia; Chiroptera; Phyllostomidae
Gene: NARS2
Product: asparaginyl-tRNA synthetase 2, mitochondrial
Exons: 14
Coding region: 355-1794 (479 amino acids)
Biological process (GO): asparaginyl-tRNA aminoacylation
Cellular component (GO): mitochondrion
Molecular function (GO): nucleic acid binding; asparagine-tRNA ligase activity; ATP binding
Source: RefSeq, a predicted model, not a curated record